Sabethes cyaneus is the source of this 1017-nucleotide messenger RNA. RefSeq lists its product as uncharacterized. The record is from RefSeq and is a predicted model, not a curated record. NCBI's taxonomy places the organism in Eukaryota, Metazoa, Arthropoda, Insecta, Diptera, Culicidae. The coding region runs from base 1 to 1017 and encodes 338 amino acids. The transcript has a single exon.
AUGGGUUCCAAGUUGUCUCCAAUUUUAGCGGAAGCCUUCAUGAGCGAUUUCGAAACAGAUUUGGAAAAGCAUAAGUUUUUCCCGCGAAUAUGGAAACGUUAUGUUGAUGAUGUUUUUGCAAUAGUGAAAGAGCGUUACAUACCGCAAACGCUGGAACUAUUAAAUUCCCGACAUCCCACGAUAAAAUUUACCAUAGAGCGGGAAGUAGACAACAAAUUACCGUUCUUGGAUCUGCUAGUAUCCAGAAAAAAUGACAACACGCUAAAAUUUAGUAUAUAUCGCAAACCCACUUCGACAGAUCGCUACAUCACUUGUGACUCCAACCAUUUUGGAGCUCAAAAACAAGCCGCAUUCCACUCUAUGGCCCAUCGCCUUGUUAGCAUUCCCAUGGAAAGAACAGAUUUUAUAGAAGAAAAGACAAAAAUCUACGAUGCGGCUAACCUGAAUGGAUACGGUAAGGAGUUUGUUGACAAAAUUAUACGGACACAUGAACGAAAGCAACAUAGACAAAACGCUACCACACUGCAACCAAAGAGAAACAAUGUUGAAAGGAUCAGUAUGCCGUUCUGCCCCAAAAUCACAAAUCCGAUCAAAAAUGCUCUUAGUAGACAUGGUUUUCACGUCGUGCACAAAAGCAACCACACACUACGUGAGCUUCUAUGCAACGCGAAAGAUAAGAUUCCUACAAACGAAAUGUCCGGAAUCUAUCAAAUACCAUGCAAAGACUGCCCGGCGGUAUAUAUUGGGCAGACCCGACGAAAAUUCAAGGUACGCUUAAAAGAGCACAAAAAGGCAGUGGAAAACAACCGAACCAACGAUUCCAGUGUGGCAGUACAUACAGCAAACUUUCACCAUGAAAUCGACUGGGAUAACGCAAAAGUGAUUAAGGGAAUCAGGAAGGCCUCACAACUAAAUGCGUGGGAGUCGAUGUUCAUCGCAACAGCUGAUCAAUUGAUGAACGAAGAUGAGGCUCCCAUCGUGUCACCUCUCUUCAAAUUAACAGGCUUAAAAAUAUAA